AUGAAGCAAAUAUCUGGUUUUUACGAAACAGAUACCCACAAGAAGUUUUUGCAGCCAUUUUCGAUUUCCUGGCCUAUACUAACUUCAUUAGACCUGAUCACCGCAGCUAUCACCACUUUGAAGGAGAGAAAUGGCUCUAGUCGUCAGGCCAUCAAGAAGUACAUCUUGGCAAACUCCAAGGCUGCCACGAACUUUGACUCCCAGUUCAACCUCGCGUUGAGACGUGGUGUUGUCGCCGGCUACUUUGUCCAACCAAAGGGUGCAUCCGGCCCAGUCAAGUUGAACAAGGUUCCAUCCAAGCCAGCCCCAAAGAAGGUUGUUGCCAAGAAGGAGGCCCCAAAGAAGGUGGCUAAGCCAGCUGCCAAGCCCACCCCAAAGAAGGUGGUCAAGGCUGCUCCAAAGAAGGCCGCCCCUAAGAAGGUGGUCAAGAAGACUGUCCCUAAGAAGGCUGUCCCUACGAAGGCUGCACCAAAGAAGGCUGCACCAAAGAAAGCCGCCCCCAAGAAGGCUGCUCCUAAGAAGGUCGCUCCAAAGAAGGAGACCAAGCCAGCUGCUAAGCCAGUGAAGAAGGCUGCUCCAAAGAAGGUCGUUUCCAAGGUGACGAAGCCUGCUCCAAAGAAGGUUGUGAAGAAGGUGGUGAAGAAGGCCAAGAAAUGA
This is a messenger RNA of Kuraishia capsulata CBS 1993, 657 nucleotides long. RefSeq lists its product as uncharacterized. Bases 1 to 657 code for a protein of 218 amino acids. NCBI's taxonomy places the organism in Eukaryota, Fungi, Ascomycota, Pichiomycetes, Pichiales, Pichiaceae. The transcript is spliced from 2 exons. The record is from RefSeq and is a predicted model, not a curated record. Gene Ontology annotation, biological process: nucleosome assembly. Gene Ontology annotation, molecular function: structural constituent of chromatin; DNA binding. Gene Ontology annotation, cellular component: nucleosome.